Molecule: messenger RNA, 813 nt
Organism: Rhodotorula graminis WP1
Lineage: Eukaryota; Fungi; Basidiomycota; Microbotryomycetes; Sporidiobolales; Sporidiobolaceae
Exons: 6
Coding region: 1-813 (270 amino acids)
Source: RefSeq, a predicted model, not a curated record
AUGCGCGUCCUCGCCCUCGUUACCGCCUUUACGUUCAUCGCCGCCGUCGUCUCGACGACGAGCCAUGCCAGCGUCGCCUCGCCAGGCGAGGACGCGUCCACCGUGGAGGAAAACCCGGUGUCGACAUCUGGCUUCGUCAAGGGCCAGCGCUCCCUCGAGAAGCGGACGCUGUGCGGUACCGACAGCGACUGUCAGCUCGUCGCGUCGCUCCUCCCGAUCCUCUACCCGAACGGCGCCCGCUGCUCAAAGUGGCUGUGCGUGCCCAAGUGCGGCGACCUGUGGGACUGGGACAUCUUCUCCCACAAGUGUCGGGACGUGUCGUCGGACACGGACAACUGCGGCAAGUGCGGCCAGAAGUGCACUCUUCCUGGCGCGACGCAGACGACGUGCGAGCACGGUCAGUGCAGGGCGACAUGCUGCGAGCCGGGCUACACUCUCGGCGACGGAGUUUGCUCGUUGAACCCGAGCCAGCAUGCACGCAUCAAGCGUAGCGUGAGUGCGCCCCGUCGCAAGCUUUGCCCCGCCGUGAACGAGCAGGCCUGCCCCAUCCUCGGUUCCUCGACGUACGCCGAGGCCGUCAAGCACCAUUUCGAGGCGAAUGGCGAGCUCUCGGGCGUCAUGUCGGGCGUCGGCGGCUUCGACGUCGGCUGCGAGUCGAGCCGCUGCGUCGUCCUCUCGUGCGACGCAGGUUGGCGCCCGUCGCGUCGCGGCGACAAGUGCGUCCGGGUCCGCUCGUCCUUCUUACCCGCCAAGAACGCGACGACACACGCCUCGCACACGCAUCUGCGUGCGGGCAUGCGCCACUCGUCCUGA